AUGCUCGGCCAGAUCCUCACCGUGGCCGCCCUUAUGGCUCUCACCCAGGCCAAAGCCAUCGUCACCAACAACUGUCCCUUCACCAUCUACGUCUGGUCCGUACCCGACGUCCCUCAUGGCUCUAGGGCGAAGAACCUCCCCAUCAAGUCUGGUGGUCGUUACCAAGAGCCCUGGCGCCUUGGUAGCGUCAAGAACCCUGGAGUGUCCAUCAAGAUCUCAUCACGUACCAAUGGCAUCUACGACGGUGCUGACGAGAUUGACUUUGCCUACUCCAUCGAUCCCAAGGAUGACUCGAAGAUCUGGGUUGACCUAUCCAAAGUUCGCGGCGAGCCGCCCAAAGUCCGCUUCCAUACCUGCCGUGGCGAAUUCUUCUCUACAAACCCUGGAACCGUUCAGUGUACAGCCGCAGAUGAGGUUGAGCUGGUUCUUUGUGGACCCACUCGCUCGACCCUAGCUACGGACACUGCGUCACUCGAACAGAUCAAAGCUUGCUAUGAUGACAAACACACCGCAAAGAUCGAUUAUACCAGCAGCGGCAGCAGCAGUGACAGCAGCGAUGACGAAUGGUUUGACUGGUGGGAGGCACGCAAACAGGUGCAGUCCUCGAGCGCAUCACAACCCACAGACUCAGUUCCCGACUUUUUUCCCGACGCAGCCUACCGCGACUACCAUGCGGCCCAGGAGAAGUCGGACGUCCCUCAAUGUCAAGCCAAAGUCUUCUACAAGCGGUCUCAACGCAUUGCGGUUCCAUCAGACACAAUGGAGACCGUUCCCGCAGACACAAUGCAGUACACAUCAGAUAACAAGACUCUCGCCUUGUGCAACCUUCUUCAACUGUUCCACCCCAUGACAACCAUCGACUGCGAUGAAGUGGUCAUGAAGGAUCGCGCCGAGAAACUGUAUCCUCGAAUCUGCGACCCUGCAGUCGAACCACUGUUGAUGGGUUUCCCAUGCCAAGAAGUCAAGCAUGAACUCCGAACCAAAUACCUCGAUUCGAGCAUCGAUGCUGCGCAAGAACUAGCUGCCUUGCUGGGAGCCACCGGAACAGCUACGGUUGUGGCAGGCACCGCAACAGUCACCAUUGUGGAAGCCGACGAUUCAGUCACCAUGGUGGAAAACGACUCAACACCUGUCUUGGCAGGGAACGCCAGGAAGAUUGGAGCUAACGCGAGUUCCGACAAGGAAUGCUUCAUGACUCAUUGCGUAGACGAUUAUGAAUUCCCGUCCACGACCUGCGCCACACUGGAGCACAUCGCCCGUAAGGUUCUAGAAGACUUUGACCUCGAUUGGUACAAAGUCUUCGAUGCUUCUUGUCCCAGCCCAGAGCGCGGGCCUGAUGCCACCCAAUUCCGCUACGCCGACGCUCUCUGCCACGAGCACAACAAGGACAGCAAAGUCUGCCGGGGCCUAGAUAGAUUGAUCCGCGACUUUGCGCUGGACUACUACCACAAGGACGUCUGUUUCACUACUGACAAACAGAAGUGUGAAACUUGA
Molecule: messenger RNA, 1494 nt
Organism: Pyrenophora tritici-repentis Pt-1C-BFP
Lineage: Eukaryota; Fungi; Ascomycota; Dothideomycetes; Pleosporales; Pleosporaceae
Source: RefSeq, a predicted model, not a curated record